Molecule: messenger RNA, 523 nt
Organism: Onthophagus taurus
Lineage: Eukaryota; Metazoa; Arthropoda; Insecta; Coleoptera; Scarabaeidae
Product: microtubule nucleation factor SSNA1
Cellular component (GO): ciliary basal body; centrosome
Source: RefSeq, a predicted model, not a curated record
UAAAUAGUAACUAACUUCACGAUUGUGUACAUUGUACAAAAAUCACUAUAAAUGUGGUUCCAUAAAUUAUAUAGAACAAUACUAAAAUAUUAAUUAUUGAAAUAAUUUUUUGUAAUAACUGUGAUAAUAACAAUAAAUAUGUCAGAACACGGAGCUGCUCUUCAAACUUAUAAUCAAGAACUAGUUAAAUGUUUAGAAGAUUUAAGAUUAAAAAGGGAGAAAUUACAAACGAUUAUCGAUGGUGAAGAAAAUAAUAAGAAUAUUUUAGAAAAGAAUAUAAAAGCUUUACAGGAUAAACUUCAUGUUGUGAAUACAAAUCUAAAUAAUCACAGAGAUAUUAGAGAUAAUUACGAUAGAAUGAUAAAAGACGCAGAAAAUGGUUUUAAAAAGAUUUUAGAUAGUUCUCAAACUUUGCUCAACUUGGUACAACAUGAAGCUAGUUCUUUAGAUAGUCGCAUUGAUAAAAUUAAAAUAAAUGAUUAAAGGAAUUUGUUUAUUGAAAUAAACCAUUUUUUAAUUGUUA